AUGAACGCCCUUAUUCCAAAUACUCAAUCCGUGUUUUUGAAAGGGAGACAGUUGGUGGAAGGGGUGGUGGUUGUUAACGAGGUAAUUGAUUUCGCGAACAAAUCCGGUAAUGAAUGUUUGAUCUUAAAAGUGAACUUUGAGAAAGUUUACGACUCGGUUGAUUGGGGGUUCUUAGACUACAUGUUUGGGAGCCCUACCGAAGAAAUUCAAAUAAAGAGGUGUCUUAAACAAGGUGACCCUCUUGCUCCACUUCUCUUUUUGCUCGUGGCCGAGGGUCUAGGUGGGUUAAUGAGAAAGGCGGUGGAAAUUAAUCGCUUUAGGCCGUUCAUGGUAGGGGAGGUAAGACCGAUGUCAAUUCUACAAUAUGCGGAUGAUACUUUGUGUAUCGGGGAGGCAACGAUGGAUAAUUUAUGGGCUUUGAAGGCGGUGCUUAGGGGUUUUGAGAUUGCUUCCGGAUUGAAGGUGAAUUUUUAG
Molecule: messenger RNA, 474 nt
Organism: Trifolium pratense (red clover)
Lineage: Eukaryota; Viridiplantae; Streptophyta; Magnoliopsida; Fabales; Fabaceae
Exons: 2
Coding region: 1-474 (157 amino acids)
Source: RefSeq, a predicted model, not a curated record